CGAUAGAAAUGCCAUUGAUUAGAGAACCAGUAGAAGUGCUAUCACAUGUUAUUGUUUACAAGACAUGAAGAUGUGCAGCUCAAAGUCUAUCAAGUGUAGCAUAAUUUUUGCAGUAUUUGGUGCAGUCUUUAUUAUACUAGGAGGAGUGCUAAUUCCUGUUUUUCACAAUUAUAUUAAAAAAGAAAUCAAAGAGCAAAUUCCAUUAAAAGAAGGUUCAGCAAGCUUUAAGGCAUGGUCAGCUCCUCCUGUUCCGAUUUAUUUCCAAAUAUGGGUGUUUGACCUACUGAACCCUUUAGAGGUAGUACAGAAUGGUGCAAAACCAGCACUAAGACAGAAAGGCCCAUACACAUUCAGAGAACACAGACAGAAAGGUAACUUCACCUGGAAUGAUAAAGAUGGAACAAUUAGUUACAGAGAAAAAAGAUCAUUUAAUUUUGAAAGAGAGAAAUCUGCUGGACCACAAACUGACACAUUUACAACAGUUAAUUUACCCAUGAUAACAGUUGUUGAGCUUAUAAGACGAGAAUUUGGUUUCAUACAAGAACUAGUGGAACUUGUAUUAACACUUGCAAAUGAUGAGGAGCUAUUUUUGACUCUUUCUAUAAAAGAUAUUCUUUGGGGAUAUGAAGACAAUCUCUUAAAGAAAGUUCUCGACUUUGCAAAAAAAAUUGGACAUCCUUUAGAUUUAGACGACCAUUUUGGAUUAUUUUAUAAUCAAAACGGUUCUGAUGAUGGACUUUAUAGUAUAUAUUCUGGAGUAAAGGGUGCAGACAACUUUGCUUUUAUAAAAUCUUGGAACAAUAUGAGCAUCUUACCAUAUUGGACCACAGAGACAUGUAAUGUAAUAAACGGAUCAGAUGGUACAUUAUUUCCACCCUUUGUGCAGAAGGAUGACAGAAAAUACUUGUUUUCUACAGAUAUCUGUAGAUCUAUUUAUGCUACAUUUGAUUCUGAGCAGACAGUAAGAGACAUAGAUUUACUACGUUUCACCGUCCCGCCAAAAGUGUUCUUAGAUCACAACCACAAUCCUGCUAAUGAAGGUUUCUGUACACCACACGGUGUUUGUUUACCAUCAGGUCUACUCAAUGUUAGUUCCUGUAAACAAGGUGCUCCUGUUGUAAUGUCUCUUCCACAUUUCCUAUACGCUGACCCUGUGGUACAAGAUGCUGUAUAUGGAUUAAAUCCAAAUAAGAUAGAACACCAAACAAUACUAGAUAUUGAACCUAAUACAGGAGUAGUAAUGAAUGCUCAGAAGAAACUUCAAGUUAAUGCAUAUUUAAGAAAUGUAUCCCACAUUACCCAAACAUUAAAGAUAAAAGAUCACAUAGUGUAUCCGGUGUUAUGGCUAAAUGAGAGUGCUGAAAUUGAUGAUAAGUCUGCCAAAGACUUUAAAUCAGCUGUGCAGACACCCGUGCAUAUUACACAGGCAGUUCAGUAUGGUUUGAUUGUUUUAGGAGUAUUAUUCAUCAUUGGUGCAGCGUUUUGGUUUGUCAAAGUAAAAACUAGUCAGACGAAAGAAGAUGAUUUGGUGACUGUGGUGGACGAUAACAGAGAUACAGCCCACUUAGUGGUGCAAUAGUCCAGUCUAAAUUAGUGCUGCUGAACUUACAAAGUUCAAAUAUUAUUUUACACAUUUUAAUGAUUGAUUCUCAUUAUACUGUAAAAUAGGAAAUUUUCAUAAGGGGUUUAUUUAAGCUACUUUUGCAAUGCAGAUAAAAUCAUGGGAUAAAACCUCCUUAAAAUAAUUUGUUCUUUAAGAAGAUCAGCCUAAAAGAUAAAAACAUAAUCUGUAUUUAUACAGGCUUGACUUUAGAAAUUUAUAUUGAAAUGACUGUGAGUCAUUGGUAUUUUCCAAAACUAAAAGAUUGAACAUUGCUUCGAAAAACAGUAAUAUUUUAAAACCAACAAUCAUUUUUUUUCAGGUUUUAUUUUAACUUUUAUCAAAAAAUAUUUACCUGAUCUUCUCAAAUAUCCUCUAAUUUUACAAAUGACAAAAAAAAAUUAAAAUCUUUCCAGUAACCUAAAUUCUGGUUUAAUGAGAGUCAAUGAUGAUUUUGUUAACAAAUAUGCUGUGAUAAUGAUGCCUGUUUAAUUUAUGACUCUUUUUAUAAUGCUUUUGUAUAUUUGUGUUUGAUUCUAUACCAUUAUAGCCUUUUGAUGAGGUCAAUACAUGUUUUAGGUGUCCCAAUGAAAGUGUAUGGACCAAGGACACAGUCAGAAGUCAAUGUACUUUCAUUAAUCGAUAAAAUAUGUUUUGGAAAAGGCAUUGUUUUAUUAUGACAUCAUAUUAUUCACACACUGUGACUUAUCCAUCAAUGAUGGACAGUUAAAACAGUCUUUGUUUUUGUCCAUGUUAUUCUUGUUUGCUCUCAUGUUAAAUAUUGGAUACCUCCCAUGCCACAUUUUGUGUUAUGUUUUUGAUUCAUUUAUUUACAUGUUGUAAGACCAGGUCUGUUAUUGUUUUUAUAUUAGAAACAUUUGACAUAGAAUAAUAAUUCACACUGUUGGAUAAUAUGAUGUUAUAAUUAUAAUGCUUACCGUACCUCAGCUAAAAGAGACUAGAUAUUUACAAUUAACUAAACUAUUGUUGUCUUCUUCUGAGUAUAAGCCUUCUUUAAUUAUGAGCAUCUCCAUAUGGAUUGUUACCUUUACUUUAAAGAAUAAAAACAUUUGUUCAAACAUAUUAACAGCAUAUAUAAAUAAACAAAAAAAGUGUCAUACAUGGCAUAUUCACAGGGAUAAACAUUAUUUUAAAUUUUCUUUUAUUUUACUGUUCCCUCCCCCUCUUAUUUUUAAUUGAUUGACUUAGUAUGUUAUAUCUAGUCAAAUUAAAUUUAUGAAACAGUAUGACUGUAGCCAACAAUUUAUAGUUAUUUUGUAUAACAGGGUAUGCUGUUCAUUAUUGUUAAGUAAAUUUGAAGCUAAUGGUACUAAAAUAUAAUUGGAUCAUGUUACAUUUUGCAGUGAGAGAAGAAAAUACUCAGAUACAUAGUUCAAAAUCAUUUUCCUGGAUUGUAAGCAAAUCUUAAUACAUCUAUAUCAACAGUAAGCAAAUCAUAUGUCUUAACUAUUCUUAAUCAAUUCUUUAUUUGCUUUGUUAAAAAAAAAACAGUACAUAUACAUGUGAUAUAUUACAAUGGAGCUGCUUUCUCUUCUGCAAUAAAUGAGUUCACUUCUUGUUUUUAUGCCCUACAUACGAUAGUAGAGGGGCAUUAUGUGUUUUGGUCUGCGUAGGUUUGUUCCUUCGUUCAUCCAUUUGUUCAUCUGUUUGUUCAUUCGUCUGUUUGUUUGUCCCUCUAUCCUGCUUCAGGUUAAAGUCCAAUCAACUUGAAACUUAGUACACAUUACCUAUGAUAUGAUCUUUCUAAUUUUAAUGCUCAAUUAGAGUUUUGACCCAAUUUCACGGUUCACUGAACAUAGAAAAUGAUAGUCCAAGUGGGGCAUUUGUGUACUUUGGACACAUUCUUGUUAAUAGAAUAUGUUUGCUAAUCCCCUGUGUAGCAUUUUAUUGGUUAGUUUUCUGUUUUCCUGUUUUUUUCCCCUUUUGGCAUCAUUGAUUUAUAAUUAAUAGCAUCCUUGCUAAAAGUGUUCCUGAUGACGGUAAAUCCAGAAAAGGGAUUUGGAUGCAUCAAAUUUAUAAUGUGUUAUUAUUUCUCAAAAAUUGCAUCCUUGUUCUCUUUGUAGCUUUUAAAACCUCGACUUUAUAUAUUUUAAUCUGACCAGUUAUAAGAAAAUGUGUGGCCUUAUGAUACAUAUGAGCCAUAUUCUGUAUUUAUGCUUGUUUCAAUCAUUGAAUUCCUAUUGUAUGUUGAUGUGCUAAUUGUUGUAUAUUUAUAUGUGCUUGUACUAAAUAUGAUCUUGUUAACUGUUUAUAUGUCCUGCAAUAAUAGCUAACUCACUCUGAAAUUCAUCUAAUACUUGUAGUCGCAAAAUAAGAUAUAGAAAACAGUAUGAUUUGAAUUUUUCCUAAUUUUUUGAAAUUUAACUGAUCUAUUUUUAAGAUUUUAUUCCAAUUUAUGGUAAUAGGGAGACAGAUGUUUAAAUUUCUGAAAACGUUCAGCACUGAAAUGAUGUAGAUCUCAUUGUAAGAAAAUAUGAGUUUGCAAACUUCAUUGAAAAUUGUACCACAUUACUCUAGUCAUUUUUUGAAACAUGCAAAAUUUAACAUAUAUUAAAAAUGUUCAAAACAUGACAGGAAAAGUUUAAGCUAACUGCUUUUUACACUUAAGCUGAUUUAAUAAAUGAAUGCACUUAUAUAUCUAUGCUGAUUUUUGAAUGAGAUUUAUAUGUUAUAUAUAUAAUAGUUCUCUUUGUGAUGAUUGUGAUUAAGACAUACAGAUUCCGCCAUUGCAUCAAGUGCAUUACAAUAUUUCUCCACUCAAGACAGUUUAAUUUUGAAUAUUUAGAAUUUAACUGUUGGGAUAUAAUGUAAUACAAUAGUGAUGGAAUCUGUUUCUCUAAUGAUGUCUAGAUAAAAAAAACAAAAAAAGAAUAGAACAAAAUAACCCCCAAAAAUAGAAAAAUUGGGGACUAAAAUGAAUUUUUAUUCGCAACAGCAUAUUGUAUUGCACAUUGAGUAUAAAUUCAAUAUGAUGCAGUCAUUCUGUGUCAGAAACCUUUUAUGUGUCAAAUAUUUGAAACUACAAUCCAAAUUCAGACCUUGAUGUAUCAAGCAUGAAUAUUAUGUCCAUUUUUGCCUCAACAGUUCAAGGUUGGACCUCAGCAGUCGUAUCCAGCUGUGCUCGGCAAAGCAAUUUAUUUAUUUUAUUACCAUCCACUUAUUUGUGCUAGUGUGACAGAUUCAUGCAGGAUGAAAGACUCCCAAAAGUUACACUCUUAGAAAUGUUUUGAUAGAUUAGAUAAAAUGUGUAUCUGUUUUACAAGUAUCAUUAUUAUCUUUGUUAUUUUUGUUAAUUGAUAUAUUCAGAUUGGUGCAGGAAAUAUGGAGACAUUGCUUUGAGAUUCCCAUAUGUUUUUCUUAUUUUAUAUUUUUGUACUUUUAUGUAUGAUGAGAUUUAAAACAAUCUUCAUUUGAAAUCUCAUAUCUGAUGCAUACAUGCUUUGCUGUUUGCGAUAUCUUUUCAUAUGGGAUGCAUAUAGUGUUGAAUGAAAUGGCGAGAUUGAUUUUAAAUUAAAAAUGAAGUUGUACAGGGCUAUUCCAAAAUUAAUUGUAUGGAGAAGAGGGAAGCACCCAUUUAUUUAGGGGUAAACAUUUAUCCCUUAAAAAGGCAUUAAAAUCUAAAAUUAAAAUGUAUUAGUAGCAGGCAUUUUAGGAAAAAAAUGCCUUCCCUCUCCAUUCAAUUCAUUUUGGAAUAGCCAACAUUGGAUGAUGAAUAUUAAGUUUGGCUGGCAUAUUUUAUCAAACCAUUUCAAUAUGUUUUCGAUAAUGACAUUACGAAUGAGAUAUCUGUUCAGAAUCUUAUUUGAAUACUAAAGUGCUAUGCAUUCAUGUGUUUAUUUGUGUCUAAUAAAAUACUCAUUCUUUGCUUAA
This is a messenger RNA of Mytilus trossulus (common blue mussel), 5491 nucleotides long. Its product is annotated as lysosome membrane protein 2-like. The coding region runs from base 65 to 1579 and encodes 504 amino acids. The record is from RefSeq and is a predicted model, not a curated record. Gene Ontology annotation, cellular component: cytoplasm; membrane. Gene Ontology annotation, molecular function: scavenger receptor activity. Lineage: Eukaryota; Metazoa; Mollusca; Bivalvia; Mytilida; Mytilidae. The transcript has 13 exons.